GCCGUCUUUAAGUGCAUUUCAGUAUUAGCAGCAGAGCGGUAGUUUUAUUCUAGUUUUCUUUUAUUAUUGGGUUCUCCCUUUCUUAGAUGACAAAUGGACUGCGUGGAUUUCCCGAGAGUUAUUCCAAAUUCACCGAGGAAAGCUCGCGGACAAAUUCAGGUUAUCUUUGGACCGAUGUUUUCUGGCAAAAGCACUGAACUGAUGCGCCGAGUUCGCCGCUUCCAGCUCGCUCAGUACAACUGCCUGUUGGUGAAAUAUGCCAAAGACACGCGGUACUCUGAGUCGGGCGUGGCCACUCACGACAGAACCAUGAUGGACGCUGUCGCUGCCAGCUGUCUGACGGACGUGCGCCCCUUGGCCCUACACGCCUGUGUCAUCGGCAUCGAUGAAGGCCAGUUUUUUCCGGACACAGUGGAGUUUUGUGAGGAGAUGGCAAAUUUAGGGAAGACUGUUAUUGUUGCUGCGCUGGAUGGAACCUUCCAGAGAAAGGCAUUUGGAAACAUCCUGAACCUGGUUCCUUUGGCGGAGAGCGUGGUGAAGCUUCACGCCGUCUGCAUGCAGUGCUACAAAGAAGCUGCGUACACAAAGAGGCUGGGGGCCGAGAAGGAGGUGGAGGUGAUCGGCGGAGUGGACAAAUAUCAAGCUGUGUGUAGGAAGUGUUACGGAGGCCUGAUGCCUGAGAAGGAGAACAGCGCCCCCUUCAGAGAACAAACGCCUCACCAUGUCUUCACAGAGAAGCACCUGGACUCCGGCGUUCCCAGGAAGCUUUUCUCCUCACUUCACCUCUGAAAACUAAACACCAUCAAAGAAUUUUACAAAUCGCCAGUGAAUUAUGUGUGCGGAUGGUUUUUAAAUUGUUUUUGUAUGUAUGAAUUUGCUCAGGUUUGAUUCCAGAACCUGCACAGGGGCUGACCGGUGACACUUUAUCACAGUCCGACCCGGAAAAACUAAAUGUACUGCUCAGUGUGACGUCCGCCUCCCCGGCGGGCUCCAGGUUGCUCCUCAGUGACGUUCCUGUGACAGCUUCAUCUUCUUCUUCCUGUCAAACUCAAUGUGCUGUUUGAUUUGGGGUUUUGUUUGUUUGUUUGCGUAUUUGUUUUCACACUGACGAUGUUUUGUGGAAUAGAAACUUUGUGCAACGAACCUGAAGAAGAAUCAAAUUGUUGCUUUUUGAAAGACACAGUUGGAUUUAGUGUUUGUCUGUUUGAGGCUGAGACCUGUGCGGGCUGUAACAGAACACCUUCACAUGCUUCUGCAGACAAGAAUAGCUCCUUUAAAUCCAGACGGCUUCCAGCUCACCCCGUCAGCCACCAGCGACACCAAAAUAAAUCAAUCCUUCAUCAAAAG
This is a messenger RNA of Thalassophryne amazonica, 1347 nucleotides long. It is a transcript of the gene tk1, whose product is annotated as thymidine kinase 1, soluble. The record is from RefSeq and is a predicted model, not a curated record. Bases 94 to 789 code for a protein of 231 amino acids. NCBI's taxonomy places the organism in Eukaryota, Metazoa, Chordata, Actinopteri, Batrachoidiformes, Batrachoididae. The transcript has 7 exons. Gene Ontology annotation, molecular function: ATP binding; thymidine kinase activity. Gene Ontology annotation, biological process: thymidine metabolic process.